AGGGCGCCGUUGCAUUAUUGUCGUUCAAAGAUGAUUGUAGUUUUUGUUUGGAUUGUAUCUCCUUUUCUACGAUUUUGCGAGCUUAGGACGUCGAAUUAAGAUUUAUUUCGUCCGUUUUGUGUUGUGCAAAGUAUUAGACAUUGAUCCGCAGUGAAAUACGAGAAAGUGACUCUAAAAACCGUGAUAUGGAAUGGCGGAUAAAGGAAAUAGAAGGAAGUGUUUUAAAGUGCGGCAGCUCACCGGCCGUAGACAACAUUAAAUUAUUUAUUUUUCCGAAACCCGAAGUCUGUACAGUAAAGAACAUUUUGCGGUACAUAUUUAUUCACUUCAAGUUCUAACCUUAAAGAGAACUCUUUAUCCAACUUAUAAAGCUGUACAUUGUGGGCGAAAUCUUUGUUUCCUGCCAAAGAGUAGUAUACUAGCUUUUCAGGCAAAGCUACAUAAGGAGCACAGAAUGCUGUGUGAAAAACAUUUUAAUGAUGGUGAUUUCAAUGAUGCUUCCAAGAAAUGUAAAACCCAAAAGAUGAUUUUAUUGAAGGGUAUCAGGAUCAUGGUACCAUGGUACCCACUAUUUCUCCCGUGCAUUUUCAACUGCAAAUAGACUUGCUGUACUAAUGAAAAAGGUAGUUUAUAGUACUUUAUAUGAUAUUUUGUUUUCUUUAAAUAUCUAAAAAUGUUGACUAAAUAAUCUCAACAGCAACAACUUUAUAAUAAAUUAUUUCAUUGUGUUAACAUCAGAAGUGGGAUACAAUCCCUGUUAACGUCCACAUAAUAUAAUCUUCAAAUAGUGUGAUAGUUAUUAACUUUUUGAAAGACUUCGUGUUGAUGUCUUUGUUUUUAUUAAAUGUCAGAGAUGAAAUUUGCUGUACUAUUUACGACAUUGACAUACAAUUAAAGUGUAGAGUAAAAGUUUAAAGAGAAAUGUUUUAAGCCAAAAGAUAAAUCUUUUUGUUCAAUUAACAUUCAAUUGAUAAUAAGGUACCCACAAGUUCGCAAUUAUCCCUUUACGUAAAAAUGUCAAAAGAAAUGUUGGAGGUAUUUUAAGAUGAGUUAUAGUAUUGCAUCCAGUGGAAAUUUAACAUGCUCGAGUUAUAAUUGGAUAUGUGGUGUAAUUUACAUGGACUAAUUUUAAAGCUCAACAUGUUUUAACGAUAAACAAAAAAAAAUGCUUAACUUUAACGUGCGAUGAAUUAAAAAGACCAACUAGUAUUGUAUUCUAAUGUGUUGACAAGUGUCACAGUUUAAUCCAAGUGUUGUGUUCGACAAAAUUGGGAUCUAAUGUUGAGGGUAUAGUGGAAGGCGUGGUGCUGUGGCGCCCGCUCUUGAGUGGAAGUAUGCUGUGGGCUUAUGACGCCACAGGCACAUUAUUUGCCGCUGCUAGCGAUCACCAUUUGAUACACGAGGAAAGCAAAUUUAUCCUAAACAUUGUCUUAAAAAUAUUUUGUAAGAAUGAGUGCUUAACUUUUUAAUUAGUUGCGGAAAAACAAAGUAUAACUGACGAAAUCGAAGUAAAUAAAAAUUAGUUGACAUUGAAGAGAUAAUUUAACGAUACAUGAGGAUCGCACCAUACCAGAGGUUGUCGUGUAGCCGCAGCUCAGUAUAUGGUGUCCUAGAAAAGCGAAUGGUGUCCCAAGAGUAGUGCUGCACUUCUUGAAAUCAAGUUCCAACGGAGACUUUUUAAUGUUUUCUUUUAUGUGUUACAGUAGCACGUGUGAUGUGAUUACAUGUACGCGAGUGUAAGGCGAGUGUGUGCCUUGCUGGUCGGUAUGGACUACCGGGUCCAGCUGUAUCAUGGCCUGGUUUCGGCAGACGCGUAUGCUGCACGCGCGGUGGGCGCCGUUCCGAAGCGCGCGUAUGUUAUACAUGGCGGUGCCUCGCGAGUCGUAUACUAUGUGUGCGCGGAAGUGUUAUACUCUGUAUGCGCGGAAGUCGUGUUCUCUGAACAUGCAGCAGGCUCUAUCCGGCCAGGCGCUGUCCUGGUUCACGUUAACGUGAUUCACGUGGUUAACGUAGGAUCUCGCAAGUUUAAGUAAGAGUAUGUGUGAGAUACUUCGUAUGGAGAUGUAUGCUUAAAUGUGAAAGCGAAGUGCUUUAUUAUAGUCCACGGUAUGAGAGCGUAUGUCUGUUUGAGGGCCCUCGUAUGCGUGAUGGAUGAGAGGAUAGGUAACUGUGUAUCCUGCCUGCUAAUUAAAAAGUUGAUUUUUCACGUAGACCACGAUGAUUGCAACGCAAUAAACGCACAAAAUAUAAAAGGCGUAGGCGAUCGCGUUCUUUGAGCUUAAAGAAAUUUAAGAGUCAGGACAGGCCGAAGCAAAUAAAGAUAUUUUCAAAAAAAAAAAAACUAUGAACUUUUAGGUGGUAAGGUAUAAGGAAAUACAUCACAAAGUCGAUGUUAGGUAGUACCGAAAAAGUGUAUAUGGCAAAAUUUUUGAUUGCAUUUUACUGAGUGCGCAAGUCUGUACAAAAUAUUGGUAAAGCACAUAAAAAGUUAAACAAAACCGAGAUAAGCAUAGUUUAAAUAAGCUUGUUACGUUUAAGUAAAACGAAAUAUCUUAUUAAAACGCAACUGGAAUGAACUUGGUACCUUUAAGUGAGACUAAAUGUCCUUUAAACGAAAGUGAUUCCAGGAGAAAGACGAACCUGGUCUCUUAAGUGUGACAAGUUCCUUUAAGUGCAGCUGGUCUUAAAAGUGCCGUCGAGUUUUGUAGAACUAAAAAUAUGUAACCUGAUUGUAACAUUUCACUAUAAACUUGCGUCAGGAUCAGUUUAUAAAAAAAAAGAUAAUUGAUAUAUAUAAAAGUAGUUUCUAAUCAAUUUAUGUCUUCGCAGUAUUUUAAAUGGACUCGUGAGGUUCCUGAGGCAGGAACCAUGCAGGAUGGCAGUGUUGGCAACCAACAUCGGCCGCCCCUCUUCGUGCACAACGGAAGUGAAGUGGAAAGGGAAAUGUAUAAAUUAGGGUGCAUCAUGAUUCUUGGGCAUUCCGUUUGAGAACACGCGUCGAAUUAGUCAAAGUGUAAUUAAGUGUCGUGAUUACAAAACCUGUAAUAUUGAGUGAUUUGUACAAAUAUUAAUUGAAUACAUAUAUAGUCAUGGAUUCGACCCCACACAGAGUGAUACAAGUACGUGCAUAAAUACUAUUGCUGACUUUGCACCCAGUGUGUGGCCUAUAUCGUGCCACUUGAGUAAGCAAAUGUAAUAGAGUCUGCAUGAAAGAUGUAUUAGAAUAAGUUUGCCAUUGUCGAAGUACAUGAGCUUCUGUACGG
Parnassius mnemosyne (clouded apollo) is the source of this 3263-nucleotide messenger RNA. NCBI's taxonomy places the organism in Eukaryota, Metazoa, Arthropoda, Insecta, Lepidoptera, Papilionidae. The record is from the annotation of a GenBank genome assembly.